Hydatigera taeniaeformis is the source of this 1707-nucleotide messenger RNA. The record is from the annotation of a GenBank genome assembly. Lineage: Eukaryota; Metazoa; Platyhelminthes; Cestoda; Cyclophyllidea; Taeniidae.
AUGUAUAAAAGGAAAGCAAGACUCGUAGACUCUGUCAGAUGGAGGUCAACAGGUAGUUUUGUAUGGAUUCGCGAGUAUGCAAGGCUAACUAAAACAGCUUCAAAGAGCAGCCUGCGGGAAAUCUUGAGUGUUUUACAAGUGCCGAAGAUGCGGAGUAAAAGUGAUGAAAAUACACAAAAGGACGUAAUUAUCACAGUCAGAUACUUUGAUGGUUGGCCCUCCUGCUUAGUACCAACUUAUCCCCAGUUUCUUAAGUGUGUGAAUUUUGAUAAAACUCAAUUUCCAAUUAGUACCUUCGCGACGCUGAUGUCAGGUGUCAGAACUGUUAAGGAGCAUACAAGCAGUUUUUUUAUUUAGGCUCACCUUGAUUUUAUGACAGGUUUCGGUUGAUCUUGUUUUGAUGCCUUCCAGAACUUCUCGAAUUACUCUGUCACCCUUACAUAACAUCCAUUCGAAACAUUUAUUUGCUUCCACCUCAAUAACAUCGGUGGAGCGGUCUUCCAGACAAGGUUUACAGUCUGAUACCUUAUACGAAAUUAUUAACGAGAGAGAUAGUAUUUGGAAGGAAGAGAAACUACUCAAGUCUCAUGUGCUGUUUAAGAGAUCUCUGCCUAUGUACCUGAAGUUUUACCCUCAGUGGUAAUCAAGACUUGAGUCUUCCACAUUUUCUCGAAUUCUUGGGUACCAAUAAGUGCUGGCUUUGGCAAUCAGAGAGAAGUAGAAUGCAUUGUGGGGAAUUCUAGGAUGGAUGUAGCGGUGCCAGAUUUGAGAAAGCAAACAUUUUCCUUUGAUGAGUAGAAACGCUACCCAAAGUUGUACACCAAAAUGUUGGAGGUGGUCUAAAAGCCGUUCUUGUUCAUUUGUUCAUCCAAGCCUUAAGUGGCACUGUUCGGAGCCUUGUAAGCACCACCUUUCCACCCCGAAUAUGAGGGGCUAAAGAUAACACAACUCAAACUCUUAGCCACUCGCUUGUCGUUGAUACCUAUGACCAUUAUUGCAAAUUGUCGCCAUUUUGGCUCUCCGAAUGGAGAGUUUUACUGAUCCACACAACAACAAAUCCGUCCAAAUUCCCAACUCAAGAUGCAUAUACGCACCAAUUACUACUCAUGACUGCAACACGUCUUACCAAACGUCGAAGUUCUGUACUUGGGAUGGUGCAUGCAAGUUCACCUUUUCGGUAAUGGUGAACACUGGGCAUGAGUCAUGAGAAUGGGACGUUCGAAUUGCAUCUCCGCUUUUUGAGGACUAGCAAUGUGGAAAGGGGUAACGCUUCUGCUGUCUAGGUUUAUUGAGGAAUGUUUUUUAGGACGCAACAAUAGGCGAUAAGGAGUGUAUUUGAUUAAUGGAAGACUCAUUCAGUGCUUCUCACUCCCGUUGACGUACGUAACAGGGUGAGGAGGGCAUUCGAAAGUGGAGCCUAAAUUUUUUGAAAUCUUUAACUUUUAUUGUUCUUAGGUGGGUUCUAGCACUGUUUAUUCCAUUGUAUUCUUGUUGUUGUAUUCAAUGGAGGAAAUUUGUUCAAGCAAUCACCCAGUAACUAACUUAGGUUUCUCUCUUUGUCAGAACUUCCCUUUAAGGUAAAUAAUAUGAGUAUAUAUAUGACUGUUUUUGCUGGGGCUGAACCUCUAGUAUAAGCUAAGUUAAGUGAAGCCAAUUCAGGUAUCAGUCGAAAUUAUACAUUCUGAACCCAUGAAAGAUUGAAAUUGA